This is a messenger RNA of Quercus lobata, 516 nucleotides long. Its product is annotated as peamaclein. The coding region runs from base 107 to 373 and encodes 88 amino acids. The record is from RefSeq and is a predicted model, not a curated record. NCBI's taxonomy places the organism in Eukaryota, Viridiplantae, Streptophyta, Magnoliopsida, Fagales, Fagaceae. The transcript is spliced from 2 exons.
CUCACACACACACAUACCCUAUGCCUUUGAGGCCAAACUAAGUACAUUACAUUCGUUUCCCCACAUCUUUUCUCUACAUUUUCUGAGACACAGUCAAGAAAAAAAAAUGAAGCUCGCCUUUGCAACUUUCCUGCUUGUUUGUCUUGUCCUCAGCUCAUCUUUCUUUGAGGCCACAAUGGCUGGUUCAAGCUUCUGUGACUCAAAGUGCCAGGUGAGGUGCUCAAAGGCGGGAGUACAGGACCGGUGCUUGAAGUACUGCGGUAUUUGCUGUAAGAAGUGUCAGUGUGUGCCAUCUGGGACUUAUGGGAACAAGGACGAGUGCCCUUGCUACAGGGACCUCAAGAAUUCCAAGGGCAAGAGCAAGUGCCCUUGAUCAUUUCUUGGUUGGGAUUCUGAGUCAAGGACCCUUAUAUUCAUAGAGUUUUAUUUAUUCAAAAAAAAAAAAAAGGAUAUAUAUUAAUAGAUUAGGCCUUGUAGAAGAUGGAAUAUCAAAGGAAUAAAUGGGGGUCCUUCGUU